Daldinia loculata is the source of this 3108-nucleotide messenger RNA. RefSeq lists its product as uncharacterized. NCBI's taxonomy places the organism in Eukaryota, Fungi, Ascomycota, Sordariomycetes, Xylariales, Hypoxylaceae. Bases 456 to 2534 code for a protein of 692 amino acids. The record is from RefSeq and is a predicted model, not a curated record. The transcript has 4 exons.
AUUAGUAAAGCUUGUGAUUGUCGCGAGUUCCUUAACUCCCCCCAGUCCAACUUUUUCGGCGCCCCAAACCUUCGUACACUUGCUGUCGCCGCUGAAAAUCCAAAAAGUUACCGACCUCACUCAUCACCUCCUUCCGAUACGUAACAUUUCUACUGGCAAACGGCCGUCUACCUCGAGUUUGCAUCUUCGUAGGUCGUGCCAAUAUCAAUUCUUGAUACAUUGUUCAUUUUAGAUACCCGUUCUGUUCAUUUGCCAUUGAACUUACGACUCGUUAAACGUCGUCGAGCCACCUGGCCAUCUCGAGGUCUUCAUACACGCGCCUCAUCUCCGACUACUCUUCCUCCUCCUCUACGAUUCUAUACCUUACGGUAACCCCCGGUGACGGCUCUCAGGCUACGACAACUGCUUCUCGGCACAUCUUCGACGUCCCUCAUUACCGCGGAGACUGAUUGUCCAUGGCUCAACGCUCUUACAACAGCCAAGGCUAUAUGCCCAACGGCGCUCCCAGUAGCCACCCGAACCCUGGCCAACCUGCGCCCGGUGCCGUUCCUCUCCUACCUAAUCAAGGCCGAGUAAUCCAGUCUGGGCCGAUUCGAGUUCUUUGCAUAGCCGACGUACGAGGUAAUCUGCGAUCUUUAAACGAACUUGCGAAGACAGCGCGAGCCGAUCAUAUUAUUCACACUGGAGACUUUGGCUUCUACGACGACACAUCUUUAGAGCGCAUUGCGGAGAAGACUUUGAAGCAUGUCGCUCAAUACUCGCCGUUGAUCUCCGAGGAAGUCAAGAAGGGUAUCAGUCAAGGCGGACCGGGCUCAGUUAAGGCGCGAUUCAACCCUCAGGAUCUACCCUUAUCCGAACUGCCUAUGCUCAUCAGCGGACAAAUCAGACUCGAGGUUCCGGUUUACACUGUUUGGGGUGCCUGCGAAGAUGUACGCGUGCUGGAGAAAUUCCGAUCUGGCGAGUACAAGGUACCGAACUUGCACAUUAUUGAUGAGGCUCGAUCCAUGCUCUUGGAAAUCGGCGGCGUCAAGCUCCGACUUCUUGGCCUCGGCGGUGCGGUCGUCAUGCACAAGCUGUUUGACAAUGGCGAAGGCCGAACUACUAUUGCAGGUGGACAAGGCACUAUGUGGACUACCCUGCUGCAGAUGGGCGAGCUGGUUGAUACUGCGAACCGUGUUUAUGACCCUACGGAGACUCGCAUCUUCAUUACGCACGCCUCUCCCGCUCGCGAAGGUAUACUGAAUCAGCUAUCAGUUAGCCUCAAGGCAGACUUUUCUAUUUCGGCCGGCCUACAUUUCCGAUAUGGUAGCUCUUAUAACGAAUUUAGCGUUAACCCAACCCUGGAUCACUACCGUGGUAAACUUGCCGCCUCUAAAGCCUCAUUCAGCGAUGUAUGGGAGACUGUCAAGGGCGAAGUUGAGCCGGCAAUCCAACAAAAUGAAGCCCAGCAGAAUUUGCUUAGGAACGCACUUGAGCUGGUUGACAAGAUGCCUAGAACCGCAGCUGGUGGAAACCCCUUUGGUGGCCCGGUCGGCGGUCCCGGCGCACAAGGUCAAGUUGAUGAAAGUGCAUUCAAGAACAUGUGGAAUUUCAACUUGGCAGACGCCGCAUUUGGUUGGUUAGCUCUGGAGAUUCAAGAUGGCCGCAUUGGUACGGAGAUGCGAGCACAGGGGUUCAACUUUUCGCACCGUGGGGCCAAGCAACAGACUGCGAUACCUCAGGGCACACCUUCACCGGCGGCUGGCGGCAGCGGUCUACCCCCCGCUGCUCCUGCGACUUCUGUGACGCCUGCACCUCCCGUCGCUGUUUCUCAAAGAAACGCCUCAGCUGGGGCGCAACCUUCAAAGCCUACCGCAGCUACGCCUCUCCAACCACCUAAGCCUGCCACGCCUAAGCCGACGUCCUCAUCCCCAGCUCCUAGCACGGCUGCUGGAAAGGAGAACGACAAGCCUGCAGGUGCUAAUGGAUCAACCAACGGACCGGAAACUGUACCAUCGCCGGCUCCUCGGGCUUCUGCGGAUAGCAUCAUCGGGCUCUUCGUUAUGAAUGUCCAAAGUGACGAGCAAACUCGGGAGAUAUUCCCUGACGAGCACAAGGUCAAGAUCUCCAAGAUCGAGAAAUGGGGAAACAAUAGCAACAAUAAGGUUGUUCAUUUCCACAGUAUCGAGGAUCGGGAGGCUGCUUACUCUAGUCUCGCCGACGAAUUCAAGGUCCGCCAUUCCGAGGACCGAUCGAGACCCCUAGUGAAGAUAUUCCAACCCCGCGAAUCCAAGCAGACAUUCGGCGGCCGAGGAGCAGGGACCUGGGGUAGUGGCCGAGGAAGAGAUAACGCAAGCGGAUACCGAAGCGCCGGUGACCGCGGUACUCUUAGCGGUGGUGAGAGCGGUCCCGAGACCGGUCGCCAACGUGGUGGUCGAGGUGGAGCGCGGGGAGGCCGAGGCGAGCGUGGCGGCCGGGGUGGCAGGGGCGGCCGUGGAGGAGUAGGCAAAGCUGAGGGCGGCAGCGCCUCCCCGGCUCCCGGUGGCGAUUCGUAGAGGAAUCGUCCGACGUAACGGUUUUACCCACUUUGUCACCUAUAUUCUACUAAUGACCUCGCGUAGCCGGGCGCGGGAUAACAAUUUUUUUGCUUGUAUUCUGGCACAUCCUUUCCGCGAAGCACAACUUUUCAGUCGUUAACCAGGUGGAGUUCAGAGAAUCUGUCGGCCUGCGAAGGGAAGAGUUUCGGAGUGAAAAGAAAAUACCAAGUGUCGUUUUCGUCAUAUUGAAAGGGGAAGGGGGAAGGGGGGAGUGAGACGAGGCCAGGGAUUUGAACGGUUGAACGGACGGAUGGACGGAUGUAUAUGGUUUGCACCGACGUAAAUCUGCCAACGUACUUUCGUACGAACGUUCUUCGUUUCUCUCUCGGUGACCUAACCUACUGAGAUGAAUAGUUUUUUUCUUCGCGCUGAUACUGAUGGCUAGCUCGUAUGAUGAUUCGAUCUAUGGAGCUUGUUCGUAGGGACGUACCCUGAACUUGCCCAGCCUAGUCCGGACUGAAACAGACCAGACAGGAUCGGAUUGGAUCGGACGUUGUUAUAGGCUUUUGCUAAUACAACCGAAUGAAUUGAA